This is a messenger RNA of Hyposmocoma kahamanoa, 2781 nucleotides long. RefSeq names its product integrator complex subunit 7 (gene INTS7). The transcript has 17 exons. Gene Ontology annotation, cellular component: integrator complex. Gene Ontology annotation, biological process: snRNA 3'-end processing. The coding region runs from base 51 to 2714 and encodes 887 amino acids. The record is from RefSeq and is a predicted model, not a curated record. NCBI's taxonomy places the organism in Eukaryota, Metazoa, Arthropoda, Insecta, Lepidoptera, Cosmopterigidae.
GACGUUUGUUGUUUGUUUUCACUAAAAAUCUUUGAUAUAAAUACGAUAAGAUGAUCGGUGUGAGACUAAAUACGUUCAAUGAUAAUUCUGGAGAGCCCGAGCAAGAUGCUAACUCAGCAUUGACUGAAUUAGACAAAGGACUACGCUCCGGCAAAGUAGGCGAACAAUGCGAAGCGAUAGUUCGCUUCCCUCGUCUCUUCGAAAAAUACCCCUUCCCUAUACUAAUCAACUCCUCUUUUCUGAAACUAGCUGAUGUUUUUCGAAUGGGCAACAAUUUCCUUCGACUCUGGGUUUUAAGAGUGUGUCAGCAGAGUGAGAAGCAUUUGGACAAGAUUUUGAACGUUGACGAGUUCUUAAGACGUGUGUUCAGCGUUCUACAUUCAAACGAUCCUGUGGCACGAGCGUUAGCGCUCAGAACUCUUGGCGCUGUGGCGGGAAUAAUCCCAGAAAGGCAGAAUGUUCAUCAUGCUAUACGGAGAGGCUUGGACAGUCAUGACAAUGUUGAAGUUGACGCUGCCAUUUAUGCUACUACGAGAUUUGCUGCCCAUUCAAAUGUGUUUGCAGUGGCAAUGUGCAACAAGCUGUCUGACAUGGUAGAGUGCGAGAGCACAGGAGCUGAGAGACGUGCCAAGCUUGUACGGGCUCUGAGGACUGUCCAUGGAGGAGCUAUUCGUGCCGAAGGGGUGUUAAAACUUCUUCGCUCCUUGCUAGAACGGUUCCCGUCUUCGAGCUCCGUUCGUGCCGCCAUCACAGCGUUGACUGCGAUUGCUGCUGACACUGUUGUGCAUGUACCUGAUCAGGUGGAACUCCUUCUCGACAUCGCGAUGAAAGAUGCCCGUUCCGCAGUCCGACGCGCGGCCUUGGUGGGCCUACGCAAACUCGCAGAACACGCGGCGCUAUGGCCAGCAGAGUGUAUUCGACAGCUCGUCUUAUGCGCUGACACGCAGCAUACGCACGCCAUGCUCUGUUUGGAGGUCAUGCAGAUUCUGGUGCAGUGCCCCGCCGUGUGCGCGGCGGCGGGCUCGCCCCCCGGCGGCGCGGCCAGCGCGCUGCGCCAGUACUGCGGCGACGCCGCGGUCAGCGCCGACCUGCGGCAGGCCGCCGUCGCGGCCGCCGUGCUCACCAAGAUCGUGGUCCACUGCUAUGAAGAGAGCCUGCCAGUGGAAGGAGCCGAUCUGAUGUUGGCUCUAGAGUCGUUAGUCAUUGCAACAAGUUUCCCAAGCGGACAGAACAAUACCAAACCUUUGAGGAUGGCCUUGCAGUGCCUGGUACAAUUAAGCAACGCCGAACCAAAGGUGUACGCGGCUCGUACAGCAACAGUCCUAGGUUCUCAGCUUCAGAACUGCAAUUGGAAAUACGGCGGAGUUCGCCUUGCCUCGCUGCUCGAAGCGCUUGCAGCGCUUGGCGGUGGUACUCAUUGCCCGGAGUCUAUUGCGCCUGCCAUGCCAGCUCUGCUGUCUGCGUUGGAUUCGGCCGCUGAACAAGAACUAGAUGAGUCAAACGGUGGCACGUCUCUGGUACUCCUAUGCACUGUGAUCUUCCAAGAGCGAGCUGGCAAGUCCCUCAGCUGCAAGAUCAACAGCGCUUGGGAGGAACGAGUCUUGAGUGCCGUUCAAACUGCAGACGGCUGGACUAGAUACAGGGUCGCCAGAGCGGCAUUGAGAUACGGUCACCACAGACUUGCAGCAGAUAUCUUGAAGCGUUUGUCCGAAGAAGCGCCUAGCGAAUCGGCCCAGCGCUGGCUUACUGCGUUGUACCGCGCUGCUGCAGCCGACGCGAAACUGAUUGAGGAAGUCUACGCGACAUACGGCAUGGCCGCGCGCGACCCGGCAGCGAAGGCCGGCGCGUGCGCAACGGCGCUCCGGCGCGCCGCCCGCGCCGUUGCGGCCGUGGCCACGCGCUACGCCGCCAUCGCGCGCACCGCCUUCCACGCCGACGACUCCACGCUGCGCCACCUGCUUAUUUCGCAACACACUUACACGCAACUGUCGCACUUCCUGGAUCGCAUAACCUCCAGCCAACCCGAAAGAUCAACGGAGCUUACCACACAAGAAAUGAAGGCAACAACUUUAGAAGAAAUGAUAGCACUGUCAGCUAGCAAUGCGAUUACAAAGAUAUCUACAAAGCUGUUUGAUAAUCCUACUACAAAUCCUGGGAUUACGCAUCGUCACCUGGAGGCGGUGCUGGCCCUGGUGCGCGCGUGCGGCGGCGGCGCCGUGUGGCCGCGCGGGGUGUGCGCGGGGCGCGCGGGGGGCGCGCUGUGCCGCGUGUCCCUCACCCCCGCCUUCCGCGCGCCGCCCGCCGAGCACGCCGCCACGCUGCCCCAAAGCCACAAGCUGGCCCUCAAGCUCGAGGGCGUCGUGCUGCCCGCAGUACCGCUCAGCAAAAGACAAAAACAGAGACAAGUGAAAGGUGUCCAGAUAACAGUGACUGCCACGCCUCAUCCACGCACGAAUGAAAAGACUGUGGAAUUAACAAACGUGCCUCCAAUCCUGACGGCCGUACAGACUGUGACCCCAGUCCGCGAUUUCUUCUCCGCACAGCAGUUGGUCAGUGUGAAUACUGCUGGUCUCUACACUGUGGCCGUCGAGGCUGCAUUCGUCGAUGAGAAAGGAGAACUGUGGAACACGGGACCGAGGACGUCUAUUGUUAUUAAGGCACACGAAGACCCGAACUCUAAAGGCACCGUACAAAAUCAACGUGGAAGAUUUUAACCUUAAUGAUAAGCAUUUAUAUUGUUAAUAUAAAAUUUAGAUUAAAAACAGAAAAUACACGUAGUUU